CGAUUUACGUUUCCACCGGAAGGUUUGGAAGCUUGCGCAGUUCUCGGAUUGCUGCGUUCGUUCUGUUUGUUUUGGGCACACGUUAUUUGUUAUUGUGUUGAUUUGCUACCUGUGCCUGGGACACUUGACGACCGUGAUGCAGUGCGGUUGGUCUCUGUUAGGUCCGUUGGAGUGGGUCCAUUACGUCAACAAACAAGUAAAGGUGAAGGCGGGAAACGGUGAGGAGCUCCGCGGCUGGCUGUUCACCGUGGACCCUGUGUCCGCCAGUCUGGUUCUGGUGGACUUCAGGCAAAAUGGGGGUUCUUUAGUGCAGGUGGUGUUGGGCCAUGCUGUUGAAGAGGUCCAAAUUUUGCAGAAGGCUGAUAAGGAGAGUGCAGCCUACCUAUGCACUCUUUUCAAGCCUUCUAAAAACUGCAGAUUGGACCCUGAGGAGCUGAGAAGAAAAAAACGUAGCAUUCAGAACUGGCUGGAGAAGAACCAGAUCCCUGUGGUAGCAGAGGGGGCCGAGCUAAGGGUGGCGGGGGUCCUGACAAUUAGGGCCCCUUACAGACCCGAAGACUGCUGCAGUUCUAACCAGAUCAUCUUGGACCGCAUCCAGAGACUGAUGCAAAAUCAACCAGAUCAUCCUGGACCGCCUCCAGAGACAGAACCUGGACUGAUCCCUGCCAGCACUGCUUUGACCAGUUAGAAUGCAGUAGUUUGACUGCUUGGCCAUGACUAUGAAAUGUGACAGUAAAAUGUUUGAUUUAUAUUGUUAACAAAUAAUUUUUUGUCCACAGUAAACCUCUUAUACUCAGCCGAUCAAACAACUGCCAGGAUGUAACAGGAACAACUGAAGUUAAUAAUUAACUGUGGAUCCAGUUAGCGAUCAUCAAAUAAAAUUAUUAAUCAGAAAGACAAUCACAUUAAAUGGGACUAAACCCCAGAAUUAACCUAACCUAUGUCUGUCUGGUUUCUGUCCAUCAUUCAAACUGGACUUGGGCUGAAACUUUACAUUAUGGAAUUUUAGAACUUUAUCAUAUUAAAGGUCUGAUUACACUAUCCAUUUUUUCAGAAUUAGAGUACAUUAAUGUUUGUAUAGCGUGUUGACUAUUUUGCCCACGGUCUCAUUAGUACAGCAGGAGACAGUGGACAGUCACGCGACUUUUUCUUUUAUCGUGCUACUGUACCUUUGGUUUGUACAGAUACAAUGGAAAUGUCCAGAUUCACCCAGUUAGGUGAAGUUGGAGCAGGACCAGUAGAGUCUUGCCUGUUUGAUGGUGUGGACGAGGAGAUGCAGCUUAUCAUGUUUUUUUUCCACCGUGAAAGGGUCAUAAGGCCACAUAUUGAUCUUUUUUCAUAUCCUUAAGAUUAUUUUAAGGAGUGUUAUUGCUUUUCUAAAGAAUCAUUAAUGUAUUUAACAAACCUUUUAAAACCUUUCAUUUCAAACUCUAAUCGCUGGCCUGCGCUUACCACAGAAAGCAUUCUCUUUAUUUUUUUUUUCUAUAAUUUGGGCGAUGCAGAGCCUAUGGGAAAAGCAAGAUUGUGUAGAUCCCUUACCAUAUGUCUGGCACAGAAACGGUUUUGUACAGUUGUACCCUCUGUGUGACAUCAAAGAAGAAUUCCCCAGAGUGGCAGGUGUGAUGCAACCCAUCUCAUCACUAAUGUUGAAGCCAAAUGACUAGGGUCAGUGCACGAUUCCAGAAUCUUCAGGGAGUCAUCACUAUGUCACAUGUUUCAACAGGGACACUACAAUGGCUACUUGCUGGAGGACAGAGGGCGCCAAUGUCUACCCUAUUUGAGGACACCCUACCCUGAACCUGAGCCUGGACCAAAGACACGGUUCAACCAGGCCUACAGCAGAACACGGGUGUGGACAGGUGGACAAGUUGUAGAUGACCAUAAGCAUCCUGAAGGGGAGGUUUCAGUGUCUAUGUGGCCAGAGAGGGCAUUUGACAUAGUGGCUUUUGUUGUCCUUCACAACAUUGCCACGAAGAGGAGAAAGCCACUCUUCUUGUCCUGCUGAAGAUGACCAAGAGGAUCCAGUAGUGAACCAAGUAGACCACAGAGAUGGAAGACUUACUUUUAAUUUCAAUUUUUUUUUCAAUUCUUAAGACACAUGAUUUGUCCGAAUCACUUUUACUAAAAAGGUUCCUGCAAUUACA
Messenger RNA from Betta splendens (Siamese fighting fish), 2144 nucleotides. RefSeq names its product gem (nuclear organelle) associated protein 6 (gene gemin6). Bases 137 to 688 code for a protein of 183 amino acids. Gene Ontology annotation, biological process: spliceosomal snRNP assembly; spliceosomal complex assembly. The transcript has 4 exons. The record is from RefSeq and is a predicted model, not a curated record. NCBI's taxonomy places the organism in Eukaryota, Metazoa, Chordata, Actinopteri, Anabantiformes, Osphronemidae. Gene Ontology annotation, cellular component: SMN complex; nucleus.